Messenger RNA from Stomoxys calcitrans (stable fly), 1352 nucleotides. It is a transcript of the gene ytr, whose product is annotated as U4/U6.U5 small nuclear ribonucleoprotein 27 kDa protein. The transcript is spliced from 3 exons. The record is from RefSeq and is a predicted model, not a curated record. Bases 291 to 842 code for a protein of 183 amino acids. Gene Ontology annotation, biological process: RNA splicing. NCBI's taxonomy places the organism in Eukaryota, Metazoa, Arthropoda, Insecta, Diptera, Muscidae. Gene Ontology annotation, cellular component: precatalytic spliceosome.
UAUAAUUUUAUAGACCGCUGUGAAAACGCGCGUGUAAGCUGUAGCAUUAUUAUUUAUUAGUUUUAAGUACAUUCCUUAAUUAAUGCCGGUGUCAUAAAACAAUUCUGUGGGACACGCAUUGAAAGAAAGAAGAGCAUAACAAUACGAAGAACACAACAAAAGAAGCAGAACAAGCAUAAACAAAAGCAACCAAACGUUUACCUAAACGGCGGCAAAAGCUGUGGCCUGCCAGUCUGUAUUUGCAGCAACAACAAGAACAAUAAAACCCACCACCAUACAUAUUCAAUACAAUGGGUCGCAGUCCCUCCCCUUCACACAGACGGCGUGAGAAAGAACGUACGGAACGUAAAAAAAGACGGGAACGUCGUUCACGAGAACGCGAACGUGGUGGCACUGGUGCUGAUAGCGAUGUGGAAAUAGUGGCAUCCAGUAGCACCGGUCGUAAUUUAAGACGUCGAUCACCACAUCAUCGUGAAAGGGAGAGGGGGGACAAUAGAGAACGUGAUCGUAGCCGUAGUCGUAGCCGUGGGCGUGGACGACGACGUUCGAGAUCACGUUCAUACGGACGAGGUGGUUCCAGCUCAGCAUCAACAUCAUCACGCCGCCGUGGUGGUAACACACGUACCGAACGCCCCAAAAUCAGUGAAGCUGAUUUGGAGGGCAAAUCGGCCGAAGAAAUUGAAAUGCUUAAAACCAUGGGUUUCUGUACGUUCGACACAACAAAAAAUCGUAAAGUCGAUGGCAAUGAUGUCGGAGAAGUACAUGUAAUCCUUAAACGCAAGUAUCGUCAAUACAUGAAUCGCAAGGGAGGUUUCAAUCGUCCCUUGGAUUUUGUAGCAUAGCAUUGCCAUUUAUAUGGCAUUUGUAUGGCUACAACUAUACUCAUUGCUGCUUAAUAGUUUUAAUGUUAUUUUUUGUUAAAGUUCAUAUCAAUGUUAUUGGCCACAAUGGAAUUUCUUGGUUGCUUUUAUAUUCCGCUGUGGCCACUAGCAUUGUUGUGAACUCCCAUAACAGAUUACCUGCAAUUUUAUGCAAUAGACCGGUUUACAAAAUUUAUCCAUUUUUUACAAAUCAAAAUUUCCACCACCAUACACACCUACCUCUCCUUCUCUCAUAGUUUUAUAGAUUAUAAGUUAGGAUUUAUUACUGUUUUCAUUGUUUCUCCACAAAAUUGUCUGAAACAAAAGAAAAAGUUUGAUAUUGAUUUUGUUUAUAUUAUAGUUAUGUUAUUUAUAUAUAUCGACUUAAAUAUAAACACGAAUAUGGAUAAAGCGUCAAAGAAUUGAAGAUGAAAUAUCAAAAAUUAUAUAGAGAAUUGAAAAGAAAUAUUGAAAAUUCCUUAGAGCGCACCU